CCUCCUCCGCCGCCGCCGCAACCAAAAACCCUAAACCCUAGCAGCAGCAGCAGCAGCACCUCCACCUCGCGAUGGCGGACGCGGUGCAGUUCCGCCUCGAGGGCAUGCCCGAGGAGCUCGACGACCUCCUGAACCGCGGCCUCUUCACCAAGACCGAGCUCGCCGAGGUCGUGCGCCGCCGCCGCGACUUCGAGUUCCGCCUCCGCCGCCACUCCCCGCGCAAGGCCGACUUCCUCGACUACAUCGCCUACCUCCUCAGCGUCGACAAGCUCCGCGACCUGCGCAAGCGAGCCAUCAUACGCGCAACGCCCGACCCGGACCACGAGGAUGGUGGUGGGAAGAAGAAGAAGAGGAAGAGGAAUAUGAAGGGAAAGUGGGCCAAGUCCGUCUCCGACGCCGCGGCAGUCAAGCGCGUCCUCGGCGUCUACCGCCUGGCCACCGUCAGGUUCAAGGGCGACCUCGACCUCUGGUUCAGAUACCUCGAGUUCUGCCGCCAAAAGCGCCACGGCAGGAUGAAGGAGGCUAUGGCACAAGCCAUUCGUUACCAUCCUAAGGUUCCUGGGCUUUGGAUGUAUGCAGCAGCAUGGGAAUUCGAUCAGAACUUGAAUGUUGCUGCAGCACGUGCACUCAUGCAGAGUGGUCUCAGAUCUUGUCCCGGAUCAGAGGAUAUGUGGAUUGAGUAUCUGCGCAUGGAGCUUACCUAUCUUAACAAGCUUAAGGCUCGAAAGGUAGCUCUUGGGGAGGAUGUGAAGACACUGCAGAAAAGCAAUGAUGAUUCAGGUCACUGGAAAGAGGAGAACAAGGAACUGUUCAUGUCACUUGAUGAACAAGGUGCUGACGAGUCUGGCUUGCAGGGAGUUGAUUUGGAGGAGAAGGAAGAUCUAUUUUGGCAGCAAGGGUUGUUAAUCAUUCGAACAAUUUAUCAUGGUGCUAUGGAAGCUCUUCCAUCAAGCUUAACCUUGAGGAAGAAAAUUUUAGAGAUAUUAAAUAGUGUUGAGCUCGCACAUUCUGAAGAGCUGAGGCUGGAGGUCAUGGAUGACCUGAAGAAAGAUUUCUCUCACGACGAGGAUUACUGGGAUUGGUUUGCUAGGCUUCAGCUCAGUGAUUCCGCCAUUUCCUCGAAUAAAAAAGAAGCUUUAUUGAAUACGUUGAACAAAUCAAUUCAGGUGUAUGAUGAAGCUGUCAGAAAGUUGCCUACUUCCAAAAUGUACUCCCUGUUUGCAAAAUUUUGGUUGGGUGUUAUAUUCUCCGACAGAGAGGAUUCCAUCUCAUUAUUUCAGGAUGCUGAGUUUGAUGCUUCAGAAUUCAUUCCAUCAAUUCUGAAAGUUUAUGAAAAUGCUGAAUCAUGUGGAUGUCUCACCGAGGAACUUGCCUGCCAAUAUGUCUCACUCCUUUUGAGGUUUGGAAGAUUUGAGGAAGCUAAGAAUCUUGCAGAAAAGCUCUGCAGCGGUCCUCUUUUACAGGCUGCAGAUCUGUGGAACCUGAGAGCUUCCAUAGAGAUAAACUCGCUUGGUACUGCUACUGGCAGUGCUUCCUUUAGUGAGGAGAAUCUAAGUUCUCUGUUUGAUCUGUUUAAUGUUGUUCUUCCGAAGUUAUCCAUAGCCAAGGCUGAGGGACUGUGGCAUACGGCCAUGAAAUUGUUUUCUCACGAUAAGAUAUAUUUUAAAAAGCUGGUGAAGUGUGCAACGUUAUCAUUAAGUUCGGCUGGUGGGAGUGAUUGUGGAGCUUCAGUCUCUUCUGCUAUUAUCGGCUGGGUUUUGCAGAAGGAUGGUAUUAAACAAGCUCGGAAGAUGUAUAAGAGAUUUUUGGCUUUACCGCGUCCCAGUCUUAAGUUAUUCCAGUUCUGCAUAGAGCUGGAAGCUAACCUUGCAUCGACGGGAAACCAUGAUGCAUUAGUUACUGCGCGCAAGCUGUUUGAUUCAGCAAUCAACCAUUAUCCGCAAGAAAGAGAACUUUGGAGGAAGUACUACAACAUGGAGUUGAAGGUAGGAACAUCGGAAACAUCAAAUGCUAUCUACUGGCGUGCCCGAAAGGUGCUCAAUGACCCCACUGCCCUCCAUUCCCCGUAGCUAGCAGCGUGUGCCUGUACUAUGUAAUAUCUAUUUUGAUUGGAUUGAUUCGUGUGUUGCUAUAGGCAUAUCUUAGUCAACUAAGUCAACUCGACAAAUUUUUUGUUCUCGUUCUUUGUCGAUCCGAUUUUUUUAAAUGUUUGUGGGAUGUCUUAAGAAAACUGGAAUAGCUUGUGUCUGCCCAGUCCAGUCAUGUAAUGAAUAUACUGAUAAGAUUACCCAACAAUAUAGCAUCAGCCUUGGAGCAAGUAAA
Molecule: messenger RNA, 2322 nt
Organism: Lolium rigidum
Lineage: Eukaryota; Viridiplantae; Streptophyta; Magnoliopsida; Poales; Poaceae
Product: U3 small nucleolar RNA-associated protein 6 homolog
Exons: 6
Coding region: 72-2069 (665 amino acids)
Biological process (GO): maturation of SSU-rRNA from tricistronic rRNA transcript (SSU-rRNA, 5.8S rRNA, LSU-rRNA)
Cellular component (GO): small-subunit processome; Pwp2p-containing subcomplex of 90S preribosome
Molecular function (GO): snoRNA binding; protein binding
Source: RefSeq, a predicted model, not a curated record